UAGGUAUUAAUCUAGAGAUAUCAGUGGUUGAUCUGACAACUGGUGAAAUAGGACCAGCUAAACCAAUGAGAGGUGAAGAAGGUUGGACUGUUGGAGAAUUAAAGCAAUAUAUAGGAGAAUCAUUUAAUCUCAAUUCAUCAUCUAUGAGAUUACUGGUACUUGAUGGAACUCUCUCAGCCUACAAUGUUAUACAUUUAGAAAAUGGUGAAAGUUCUUUAAAGGAAGUGCUCUUUAAAGGAGAUGUAUUCAGUUCACACAAACUACACAGAGAGCAACUUGUAGUACCAACAAUAUAUGUAUUAUCAGAUCCUAUAGAUUUUCUUGAGAAAUACAAAGAUAGUUUGAUGUACAAAUAUGUUGAUUUUCACUUCAACUCAAUACUAUUGGACAUUACACUACCUCCUCCUCAGCCUGAAGCUGCUCUCACUACAACUAAUGUACCUAAAGGAGGAAUGAUAAUGAAAAUUAUAUCAAUAAAUUAUGAAGAAGACAAAAGAAAGAUACAAGUACAAGUUGAUAAAAGAAUAACAUUAGCUCAAUUGAAGAGGGAGCUAGUUCCACUGAUUGGUGUACCACCUACUGGUUUUAUAGUGUAUGGAAUCAGAAAUAAUGAAGAAUAUGAAAUGGAGAGACUGGAUGAGACAUUAAUGGAUAUCGUAUCUGGAUCAAAAUUGAUAGUAAGACUGGGUAGAGUCAGUAUUAAAUUAUAUUUAUUACAAUUUUGUAAGUUUAUGAUGGAGUCUGUUGUUGCUGUGGGUACACUAAAUGAGAUUACGUUACAAGAAUGGAGUGUACCCUG
Molecule: messenger RNA, 799 nt
Organism: Amphimedon queenslandica
Lineage: Eukaryota; Metazoa; Porifera; Demospongiae; Haplosclerida; Niphatidae
Exons: 7
Source: RefSeq, a predicted model, not a curated record